This is a messenger RNA of Dermatophagoides pteronyssinus (European house dust mite), 845 nucleotides long. RefSeq lists its product as uncharacterized. NCBI's taxonomy places the organism in Eukaryota, Metazoa, Arthropoda, Arachnida, Sarcoptiformes, Pyroglyphidae. The record is from RefSeq and is a predicted model, not a curated record.
GUCAACAUUUGUUUCCUUCCAUCUUCUCUGGACCAUUGGCCUUAGCAGCGUUUUUAUUCACAAUACCAUUAUUACCAUCACUACUAAUGACACCAGUGGCAAUGGCUGGUUUGCCAUCAGCAUUCAAUGUCUUUUCUUCUGUGGUCUCUGGUUUAACUAAUGGCAAACCUAUACAAUCUUUGAUUGAUCCUUUGUACAUGAUAAAUUCAGAAAAUCAGACCAACAUUCUUAAUCAACCAAUUAGACGUCAAUUGAAUAUGAUGCGUGGUAUUGCCAAAACAUUUCGAGUAGUAAUGAAUAGACGAUAUGGUCAACCUGUAGUCACAUCGAAUGAAGCAUCAAUUUCUGAACUUUCAAAUAUUCCAGAUAAAUUAGAAAAUGAAAUGGUCAAUCACAUCGAAGAGUUAACAUCAGCAGUAUCAUCAACAUUAUCUAAUAAUAAGGAUAAUAAUAAUUCAUCAUCAACGGAAUCAAAUCAUUUAGCUGAUAACAUGAUAACAGGUGCUGAGAGUGGAAAUGAGGAUGGCCAGAUGGAAAAAUCUAUCAAAGGAAUGGAUCUUUUAUAUACCUCUUUACGGGAUAUCUAUUCAGUCAUUCGAAAUGGACUGCGAAGAUAUGAGAUUACUGAUAGUGAAUGCCAAUCACGCAUAGUAUGCGAAAUACAUCAGAAAAUUAUUUCACAUAAUAAAUUGCUCAAAACAUUCUCAGUGAAUGCAUUGGAUGUACUCAAUCUUGAAAAACAUGUAGAUUCUUGGAGUUCAUUGAAUCAAAAAAGUAAAGAAUCGAUCAAAUUUUAUAUAAAUGCUGCCAAAGAUUUUGCAUCAACAUAAUCAUUCAUUGUCCAG